Peromyscus maniculatus bairdii (prairie deer mouse) is the source of this 1369-nucleotide messenger RNA. It is a transcript of the gene Wfdc1, whose product is annotated as WAP four-disulfide core domain 1. Lineage: Eukaryota; Metazoa; Chordata; Mammalia; Rodentia; Cricetidae. Gene Ontology annotation, molecular function: peptidase inhibitor activity. Gene Ontology annotation, cellular component: extracellular region. Gene Ontology annotation, biological process: regulation of cell growth. The record is from RefSeq and is a predicted model, not a curated record.
GCUGGCUAGAGAGGAGUGGCAGCCACGUCUCCGCCGGUGCCCCCUCCUCCCUCUGCCCAGCCGCUGUUCGAGCUGAGCUGUCCAGCUUGCAGCCACCCUCAUCCCCGGAGCCACAGGGUGGGCUAAAAAUAACCCGAAGACCAGCCAUCAUCCAGGGUGCAGGUGCUGGCCGAGGACACAGGAUCCCAGGGACCCCGUGUGGAGGACCAGGCAGAGCACUUCUGUCCCUCACUCUGGCCCCACCCAGGCUCUCGUCCCUCCUCCCUGUUAACCCCUUUUGCCUCCUCUCCCGGGAGGGCCUGAGGAGGUCACUUGUCCUGGAGGAAACUCUGCCACCAGCCUCAAGAUGGGCCGCUGCAGCAGGAAGGUCCUUCAGGCUCUGAGUUUCCUGUGGCUGCUGGGUGCCAGCUCUGCCCAGGGCACCUGGGAGGCAAUGCUGUCGGCCAGGCUGGCCGAGAAGUCCCGAGCUGAAGAGGGUACGCCAACAGGCUCCCGGCAGCCCCGUGCAGACCGCUGCCCACCACCCCCACGGACGCUGCCCCCAGGUGCCUGCCAGGCCACACGCUGCCAGGCCGACUCCCAGUGCCCGCGACACAGGCGCUGCUGCUACAACGGCUGUGCCUACGCCUGCCUGGAGGCUGUGCCACCUCCACCAGUUCUAGACUGGCUGGUGCAGCCCAAACCCCGAUGGCUUGGCGGCAACGGCUGGCUGCUGGAUGGUCCUGAAGAGGUGUUGCAAGCAGAGGCAUGCAGCACCACCAAGGAUGGGGCGGAGCCACUACUCUGUCCCUCAGGCUAUGAGUGCCACAUCCUGCGGCCAGGGGACCCAGCCCAGGGCAUACCCAACCAUGGGCAGUGUGUCAAGCAGCGCCGACAGACAGAGGGGCGGAUCCUGAGACAGAAGCUUCACAAGGAAUAUCCAGAAGGUGACUCCAAGAAUGUGGCGGAACCUGGAAAGGGACAACAGAGGCACUUUCAAUGAAGCCAAGACUGGCAGGUCACACUCAGAGUGGUUCAACAGGUGCCUGGAGAUGGGCAACACCCUGCCCAUUAGAUGAAGGAGUGCCGCCCUAGCCAGUCUUGGAGACGGGGAAAACCGAGGAUCAGGAUGACUAUCUCUCAUUUCACUAGUCACAGCUGAGCCAUGGAAUACCUGCUCACCACCUGUGUGUCAUCAGCAGCCAGCUGCCACAAAAAUGCCACAGAAAGCCUCCUGCUCCUGUUACCCAGGCUCCAAACAAGAAGUCAGAAUGUCCCCUCUGUGAAAUCAACAAGAUUUAUUACUAACAUAUUUCAAAUAUAAACUGUUAGAUUACGCACCUGACCCUUUAAUAUUAUGAACCAGGCUGGGUGGUGGUGGCACACGCCU